This is a messenger RNA of Colletotrichum fioriniae, 1815 nucleotides long. Lineage: Eukaryota; Fungi; Ascomycota; Sordariomycetes; Glomerellales; Glomerellaceae. The record is from RefSeq and is a predicted model, not a curated record.
AUGCCCUCUCGCCGAGAACCACCCCCCCUCUCAGUUCGCUUGCCGGCGGGCAAUGCGCAACCCGAGCUCCCUCCCAUAUCCGCCCUCUUUCUCAUCGACUUUGAUGUCAAAGCUGGCUAUACCAUUGUUUGGAAACAAUCCGCUCCUGGAAUCGAACUCGAGGGCCUCGUCGAGUAUAAGAGCUUGCCAUCCGGUCUGCACACUGUCCCCGAUGACUUGAUAUACUUCGUGCACGAGGGAGAGCAUGCGGGUCUCAGCGCUUUCAUCAACACUCCAUGUGACGAGGAGGAGGCGCGACAUGCGCGCAUGAUUGCUGUCGGCGUCUUGGUGCCCCUCAGUUACGGCCGCCUGGGUCGCGCCUGGAGGCAUGCGGAAGGAUUAAAGGACAUCGCGUCAAAAUUGUCCCAAGAUCGCAAAAAUACUAGUCUUCUUGAUGACUAUUGGGAGAACAACAAAGCCAAAGAAGGGGCCGAACAAGAACGACCACCGAUGGAGUCUCCUUCUAUCAGUUUCAGCUCUCAAGCCGCACAACCGAAAAAGUCGAACCAUAACCGCAAUCGCUCUGCAUCAGAUGGAGCCUCCCUGCUGCCAACCGGGCAUCGACUUUCACCAUACCACCCAGCAUGGAGCCUGACGACGUUGCUGGACACAUUCGGGCCACUCAUAUUCCCUAUUCACAGGGCAGCUCUGCUGAGGAGGCGCAUAUUAAUAUCGUGCCAUGCGCCGGUACGAGAGAUUUGCAACUUUGUGGCCGAUUUAUUGGCUCCGACAUCGUCCUCUCAACGUCUGAGGCCGCUCUUCACAAUUGGAGUCCACGAUAUCCCCUUUUUGAUGGAAGACUUUGAGGCUUCAAAGCGCCGAAAAGUCGACAGCAAUGAUGACCUGGCUGACGAGGCUGGCUCUGGUUGGGUUGCUUGCACGACUGACAGUAUCCUGGCCAUGAAGGAUACUCUGUGGGACAUGCUCAUCACCAUGCCGCCACCGUAUGCUCCCAACGCCAAGGAAAAGGCCUGGCCAACUGUGGAAUGUCCCCGCGGUACGCCUGUCAAGGCAACACAGCGCGAUCUGAGGCGGUUCCGUGCCCUGAAGGCCGGCUUGGCUAGGUUGUCACCAACGACACCGAAGCCGAUGACGGCUGAAAGUCCACGUUCGGAGACCUCAACGAGUUUUAAGCUGACUACUGGCGCCUUCCCGGCUUCGAGUGUCGAAGGCGACGAGGCUCUGGACAAAAUUAUCGAGCCAUCAAGUUGGACAGCCUUGGCGUAUAGUGGGUUUAUGUGGUGGGCGAGCGCCGGUGAACAAGCACGGAGUGAGGAACAAGAGGAGGCGGCCCACGAUGCAGCGCUGCUGGCGGACCUGGGUCUGACGCCCCACACUCCGAGCAUGUCAAAACCCAAUGCGAGACCCCGGUCAUCGGCAUCCGGUGGCAUGGCUGACUCGACUGGAUCCAUUGUCUCCCGGCCGGCCGCUGGAUCUGAGACCGAUGAAGCAACGACGGAGCUCGCCGUGAUUGCGUACUUUCACCGUUUGACAGCACAAAUGCUGACGGUCAUGGCUGAUGUGGUGGAGAGUUCGGACGAUCGCUAUGAAGACGAGGACGACGAGGACGAUGCCGAUGAUGUUCCUCUGAGGACCAACAGCGAGUCGGAUCGAAGCUCGGUACGAGUUGGCAGCGAUACGCUCGAGAGUAUGGGACUCGACGUGUGGAACGCGCACGAUGCCGAGUUUGUCAAGGAACUCAUGAGCAAGUACUAUGACCGAAGGCCCUACAUUGAGGGCAAAGGUGUCGAGGUUUGCGGUGUCCGGGUUUGCUAA